AUGGCGAGCGCCGUCGACCGCAUUGGCAUGCUUGACCAGCCAAUCUACACUUUGACGAAAUGCUUCUGCCUGUGGAAGGCCGUCUUAUUGCUUAUUGUCCUCGCUAGCCCAGGGCCGGGAUACGACACGUCAACGGCUUUGCUUCUCUCGUCCGACGGAGAAGGUCCCGGUAAUCCGGGAACCGGCAGCAUGGCAUGGCUAAUAUCGCACAUUGGUCUCCGGCUAGCGAGAUGGGACUCUAUCUACUUCUUGAAGAUCGCACAGAGGGGAUAUUUGUUCGAGCAAGAAUGGGCGUUUGGAUAUGGAUAUACAAAGUUUCUAUCAUUCCUUCUUCCUGUCCCAUUUUUGGCAGCCGCACUGCAUAUCGUGACUCCUGCCGGAGCAUUCAUAUCUGCACCCAACGGAGAAGCUGUAUUUUCGUUUCUCAAUUUCUUCGGUUACUAUGUCUUUAUUACGGCACUCAAUGAUGAGCGUCAAGGCAGUUAUUUUCUGAGAGACCUGAAGUUCCUCUCUGCUGGCGCAUUUUUUGCUGCUGCCACCACUGUUCGAAGCAAUGGUUUGCUCAGUGGCCUGCUAUUUGUCUAUGAUGCAGUGUCUGGACUGCAUCAAAUAAUUAUCCAUGGCCCGUCGUGGCAUAUUAUACGGCGUCUGUCUACGGUAUGUGCUGGUGGCAGCCUGAUUCUGAUAGGAAUUGUUGGGCCGCAAUAUGUUGCAUAUAAGGACUUCUGCCUGGCUGAGAACCCGCGUCCAUGGUGCAAUCGUCUAUUUCCAAGUAUCUAUGCAUGGGUUCAAUCAUAUUACUGCAGCUCCUAUGAUAACUAUACUUGUUUAUUCAGGUUUACAAGUAUGGGCAACCCUCCUGCCGAUGCUCCCUACUAA
Molecule: messenger RNA, 879 nt
Organism: Trichophyton benhamiae CBS 112371
Lineage: Eukaryota; Fungi; Ascomycota; Eurotiomycetes; Onygenales; Arthrodermataceae
Product: DUF409 domain protein
Exons: 3
Coding region: 1-879 (292 amino acids)
Biological process (GO): GPI anchor biosynthetic process
Cellular component (GO): endoplasmic reticulum membrane; mannosyltransferase complex
Molecular function (GO): GPI mannosyltransferase activity; alpha-1,6-mannosyltransferase activity
Source: RefSeq, a predicted model, not a curated record